CUCCCCGCCUCCUUCACGCUGUCAGCAACCUCUCUUUCUCCCUCUCCAUUGCUUUGAACCAUAUAUUCCCUCCUUUUUAUCGUUCCCUCAAUAAGAAAUCUAUCGAGUAUGUUGGAAGCACUCAAUAAACUUCUUCAUAACCUCCAAGUCGGUCCCCACGAACGACAGGUCAAAGAAUACCUUGACAAAGCCACCAAAGAUUCCAUUCAAAAGGAUCUUCAGAAUGCACUAAAGCACUUAAACCUUCAUUCAUCCUUGGAUGCCUUCGACACUUCAUCCAUCGAGGACAAAAAUCAACAACGAUGCGAGCCUAGUAGCUCACAUUGCCAGGAAUCAUCCUGAUUUCAGCUUCUCCAGCGAAGGGAUUGACUUGCUUUGGCGAUGUUUGUACUACUAUGCCUAUCAUCCGUUCCCACGGAACGAGACCACCGAGGAGAGGAUAGACUGCAACGCAUUCAACCGCACCCUGGCACUCCUCGUUCACGAUGGUACCAAGCUUCUUGGUACGCAAGACAAUGGAGCUUAUCUGUGGCGCUCCCACGAGGAUCCAAAGUUCAUUCCUCAAGCCAACUUUGCCCGCGUCCUCCGGAGCAUUGGCCGUCCCGAUACCUCCUCCCCAACCUCCCCGGGGCGCCACGAUUCACCAUCCGUGCUAAGCGAUGUCAUGGACGUCCUCGCGACAACACAGCCAUGCUCUAUAUCCCAGGCCCCCUCGGUUGACCAGCUAGACACCACCGCACGUAAGCUGUUAAGCCAGGAACCUCCUACUCCCACACGGUAUCGUGUCAGUCGCCAGGAGGUCUUACUUCUCGCCACCCUAGUACUCCGAUUGAGGACUUCGAAGGCCAAGUGGGACCAGACCCGGCAGUUUGGCUCUCUCGCCCCGUUUGAGCCCGCUGACGAAGUGCUGGCGACUGGUAUCCUCCAAAGGAUUAUGCCAGAGGACAAGGAGCACGACGCGGAUGAGCUCGCCAGCACUCUAUUCGAACACUUGCCACAUCUCCUGCUUCACUUCCACCAGCUGUGGGCCGUGCUCUUCCAGCCUUCACGGCCCAACACCAACAAUGUCUCAGUAGCCGACGCGACAGAAAAUUCCAUCCCAGCGCGUGUCUUGUCGGCCCUGUCGCUCUUCCUUCCUAUGGGGUCCAGCACGACCACCACGCCGCGAUCCUCGUCCAACCCAAGACGCGUGAGGUUCGAGAAGAUUGACUUGCCAGCUGAUUCAGCUCCGACCUACACGGAUCUAGUCAACGCAUUGCAGACCGGCGACAACCCGCACAUCAUUCUAGCCACGAACGCAGACCGCUCCCAAGUUAUUGGGGCCUUGAUCCCCUCUCCACUCUGGAGCACAGGCGCAGACGGCCGCAAGCGGGACUGCAAGGUCGGAAACACCCAUCUUCUCUUCCAGCUGGGUGAGGAGUUCCGGGUCCUGCGAUGGAUGAACAAGCCACACACACUGCUGAAGACUUUGAUCGGAAUGAAUGGAGAGGAGCAAUCGGAUGCGCAGAAGGAACCUUGGACGGGACCAUUUUAUGUUGGGGAUAUGUCAAAAUCCAGUGCUGCGAGACUCGAGUUUGAUCCCGAGGAAAAAGUUGUAUCCUUGCGCGGAUCGACGGGAAUUGCUGAUGGGUCGUCUGAUGCAGCGGGCUAUCGGGAUGUGCUCGGGUCCCCUAAGGGGCCAGCAGCGCGGAGGGACUGGGAGGUGGUGAUCAACGCGAGUCGAGUCUACGUGUAUUCGGUCUUGGCUUAGGAAUCUCUGUACUGUGUUGCGGUUAGGAAGGUGAUCUACGGUCAGAUUGUGUUUAUGCAGCUGUCUUUGAGUUCAUUAGUGCGACCGAUAGGAUAUUUUAGCUUAAAGUUAGUUUUCACUAGGUAGGGUUC
Molecule: messenger RNA, 1881 nt
Organism: Aspergillus homomorphus CBS 101889
Lineage: Eukaryota; Fungi; Ascomycota; Eurotiomycetes; Eurotiales; Aspergillaceae
Exons: 4
Coding region: 260-1750 (496 amino acids)
Source: RefSeq, a predicted model, not a curated record